Molecule: messenger RNA, 1693 nt
Organism: Owenia fusiformis
Lineage: Eukaryota; Metazoa; Annelida; Polychaeta; Sabellida; Oweniidae
Source: the annotation of a GenBank genome assembly
GUGUAUUAGAACACUUGAUCAAAAAUUAAAGUAAUUUAUUAACCACUACUACAUUUUAUUGAUUUCAAUAGCCAGAUAUCAUAAGCAUGUGUAAACCUAUCUUCAAUCUGUAGUUGAAUGGAUUAAGAAACAUGGCCUCGACACUGGAAGAUUCGGAAUAUACCCCUCCUUUGAUAGGAACAAUUACAGUACCAAGCAAAGUUUUAAGAAAAUCUUCAGGAAUCUCUUGUGACAUCGGCGGCAGCUUGGCUAAAUUUGUCUACUUCUCCAAUGAGGAUCAAAAGACUGGGGAUGAUGGUAAAACGACGUUGAAUCUAGUGUCGUUUCCGAAGGACAGAAUCGACGAUGGACUGUCGUAUAUUAACAAAUGUUUUACAACUCGUGUGACAAUGGGGGAUUGGCGGGAUGAGAAGAUAACAACAACUGGUAUAGGUGCCUACCAGUACAAGAAGAAACUCAGUGAGGCCCUCAAAGUUGAAACAGAGAACAUUGAGAACAUGGUUGAAACCGACUGCUUCAUUAAAACGUUGCAGUUGCUUGGCAGAACAGUCCCACGAGCUGAAUUGAUGAACGAUGUUGACGAAGAGGCUCAGGAACAAAUGAAAAAACUUGUUGAAAUGAUGUUUAAAAUGAUGGAAGAUCUGAAAGCAUCUGGUCAGUUAAAAGAAGGAAUGGAGUUCCCGAUAGAUGAACAGCUUGUGAGCGAUACUCAGAAAGGAACUGGUGCGAGUGCAGAUGACCUUGCAGUUCAUUAUCCAUGUGCUGUAUGUAUGAUAGGAUCGGGGGCUGCGGUGCUAAAACUCGAGGAAGAUGGCACUUAUUCUAUGGUUGAUAUGACUAAUUUAGCAGGGAAGACAUUUCUGGGGCUUGGAUCACUAUUAACAGGGGCGAAGACAUUUGAGGAACUAAUCAGUUUAGCUGAGAAUGGCUCAUCUGAGAAUGUUGACAUCAUGACCUCAGAUCUUCGUAGUGAAGAAACAGACAGCGAUAUAUAUUCCGCUUUCACACACUCUAUGGACGUUCUACUUUAUUCUUUUGGAAAGAGCACCAAUAAGGAUUUGGGAGAUUUCAAGAAAGAGGACAUCGCCCGCUGUCUUUUAGCCAAUAUGUGCCAGAUUUUGACACAAACAGCUCAAAGUGGCGCGGCAGGCAAUGGACUCAAACACAUCUAUUUUUGUGGGAGUUUCAUUGGACACGAACUUGUGAUAAGGGAAAUGUCCAAAGCCAUCAGCCAUCGAGCUAUGUUAAAUCCACAGGUGAAUCUUAAACUAGACUACGGGUUUGUCAAACAUGGUGGUUAUUUGGGAGCAAUAGGAGCUCUACUUUUUGCGCAAGAGGACAAGUAUUCUAAGAUACAAAGUUUAUCAGCAGGCGAUGGUAACAAGGAGGCCAGUCAGAAAACUCAUCUUGAAUUGAAUAACAAUGAACGAAUGAAGCCUAAGAAAUAUGCGUAUGACCCAACUACAAUAUGAUUCAUUACAAAAUGCUUAUUCUCUCUAACUCUAUCAAAUUUUGAAAAUGUGUUCGGCCGAGUGAAAGAUUGAUAGUAGGCGGCCAGAUUGUCAUAUCCAACUACUAUAGCAUCAUUAUACAAACUGAUCAUGUAAUAAUGGCGCAUAAAACAUGACUGCAUGUAAAUAAAAUUAUAAAUAUAUCUUCUUUGCAAUAUACAAAAUAUCAUUCAAAUUUUACA